UAUUAUUCCACGGCAUACGAAUUAUUUUGGUUCAAAUUACAGAUAUCUAAAAAAGGAUCAAAUCUUUUCUCAAUCGUUUAUAGUUUCUUCAAUGGAGAUUACUCAAUAUCAAAGUUUUCAUGAAGGUUCGAGUUCUAGGGUUUCCAUGAACAGGAAUUCACAAGUAAUAUCCAAGAUCAAACCCAAGAUUCGCAUAAUCCAUAUAUUUGCACCGGAGGUCAUCAAGACCGACGUCAAGAACUUUCGUUCACUCGUCCAGAGUCUAACCGGGAAACCGGCACCGGGAGAAGCCAAAACCGGUAAAAAGAGAGCCAAAUCAAGAAUUACGACUCCCCAAGAACCGGUUUGCGAUGAUCAUCAGCCGGUCAACAGGCUUUCGGGUUUCACCGGUUUACUAGCAAACGGAGGAAACCACCAGGUGAAAGAAGAGUGGGGAUCAGGUGAUCAGAGUACUUCGAACACAAACACGUACUUUGAUCUAGAAGGUUUAAUUCAAGAUGUCGGAGAAGAUUACUUCUCUUCGUUUCCCAUGAGAUCCUCUUCUUCUUCACAAGUCGAAGGUUUCAUCUUCAACAACAACAACAACAACAACAACAACAACAACAACAACAACAACAACAACACCAACUUCGAUACAAAGGCUCAUAAUUCGUCUUAAUUAAUAACAGAUUAAUUUCUAGGGUUUUCAAUCUUAUUGAUUCUGCAAAUCGCAUUUGGUGAGAUGAGAUCUAAUCGCAACGAUAAGGUCAUAUUUUGUGGGAGAAAAAAGGCAUAGAAGUUGUAUAUAGAUAUAACAAAUGGGUAUGAUGAGAGACAUAAACUUUUGGCGGGACUGACUUUGCCAAGGUUGAGAGUUGUGAUGAAGAGAGUUUAAUCUACGUGCAGCCCUUCUAGGAGAAGUGGCUGUAUCUAAUUAAGAUGUGGUCGGUCAAAAAAGCCCUAGUUUUAUUAUGUAACUUCAUUGAUGUGCUAUUAUUGGAUGUGUAUUAAUUCUUUGGUGUGCAGAUAAAUGUGAUGAUUGCUGUACUUUAAUUUUGGGGAAAAAGUUUGUAUGGAAUUAGAACAAGGAUCGACUUGUUUUCGAUAUAGAUACUCUGAUUGAUUGUGUAUAUUGAAUAUCGAUACUUACAUAACG
Arabidopsis thaliana (thale cress) is the source of this 1135-nucleotide messenger RNA. RefSeq names its product VQ motif-containing protein. The record is from RefSeq and is marked reviewed. NCBI's taxonomy places the organism in Eukaryota, Viridiplantae, Streptophyta, Magnoliopsida, Brassicales, Brassicaceae. Bases 92 to 658 code for a protein of 188 amino acids. Gene Ontology annotation, cellular component: nucleus. The transcript has a single exon.